Plectropomus leopardus (leopard coralgrouper) is the source of this 2023-nucleotide messenger RNA. It is a transcript of the gene nansa, whose product is annotated as N-acetylneuraminic acid synthase a. Gene Ontology annotation, molecular function: N-acylneuraminate-9-phosphate synthase activity. Lineage: Eukaryota; Metazoa; Chordata; Actinopteri; Perciformes; Serranidae. The record is from RefSeq and is a predicted model, not a curated record. Gene Ontology annotation, biological process: carbohydrate biosynthetic process.
UGAACCGCUCCGGUCGGUUUUUCCAGACACAGCCGCCGCUUCCCCCUCGUCCACACCUCAGCUACACUACCACUUUUACUACUUGUUUUUGAUUCAGUUUUGUGUGGACAAAAUGUCUUUGCAGUUUGAGCUGUGUCCCGGCAGAAUGAUCGGCGGAAACAACCCGUGCUUUAUCAUCGCUGAAAUUGGGCAAAACCACCAGGGAGACAUUGAGAUUGCCAAGAAAAUGAUCAAAAUGGCAAAGGACUGUGGUGCCGACUGUGCCAAAUUCCAGAAGAGUGAAUUAGAGUACAAAUUCAACAAGCAAGCCUUGGAUCGCCCGUACAAAUCUCCUCACUCCUGGGGAGCAACUUACGGUGAACACAAGCGUCAUCUGGAGUUCAGCCAUGAGCAGUACAGGGAGCUUCAGAAAUAUGCUGAGGAGGUCGAGAUCUACUUCACUGCUUCGGGGAUGGAUGAGAUGGCUGUGGAGUUCCUCCAUGAGCUCAAUGUGCCUUUCUUCAAAGUGGGCUCUGGGGACACCAACAACUUCCCCUAUCUGGAGAAGACUGCCAAGAAAGGACGUCCCAUGGUGGUGUCCAGCGGGAUGCAGAGCAUGGAGACGAUGCGUCAGGUCUACAAAAUAGUGAAGGCGCACAACCAGAACUUUGCCAUCCUGCAGUGCACCAGCGCUUACCCUCUGGAAGCUGAAGACGUCAACCUCCGAGUGAUUACGGAAUACCAGAAGGAAUUCACAGAUAUUCCCAUUGGGUAUUCUGGCCAUGAAUCUGGGAUCGCUAUUUCAGUCGGGGCCGUCGCUCUGGGGGCAAAAGUUGUUGAGCGCCACGUAACCUUGGACAAGACGUGGAAAGGAAGCGACCACGCAGCCUCGCUGUUGCCCUCUGAGCUAGCAGAGCUGGUUCGCUCCAUCCGACUUGUGGAGCGGGCACUGGGGGGCGGCGUCAAACGGAUGUUACCUUGUGAGAAGGCGUGCCAUGAUAAGCUGGGUAAAUCCUUGGUGGCCAAGGUGCGAAUUUCCAAAGGAACCGUCCUGACUCUGGACAUGAUGACGGUGAAGGUGGCCGAACCCCAGGGCAUCCCACCGGAGGACAUCUUCGAGCUUGUCGGUAAGACCGUGAUGAAGGACGUGGAGGAGGACGAGAGCAUCUUGCCAGAGGCGGUGGAUAGGUACAGCAAGAAGAGGAAGUGCUGAGGUUGGCGGAGUUUUGAAAUGGGCGAAAAAGGCACUUAAUUUGAGAGGAAAUAUAAUCGAUCAUUGGAUUCAGAGGGAGCUUAAUGUGACACACAGGAGUGUGAUGGUAACUUUGUUUGGUGCUGCUGGGAUUUCUGACAUUGAAGUCAAGGACGAUCAGUAACGAUCUGUAUAAUUUGAGUAUAUCACGGCUGGUGUUUAAACAGAUAACUCUUUGCCAAAGCAUUUUAAUUUUCUAAAAGCCGCCUUAAUACAAUACACUAACUUCUUGGCAAACAGGCUCUUUGAUAAACCCUCUAUCAUCUCACGCUCAGUAGUAGUUUCAGUGCAUUGCUGUCUGAGGUGGCACAAAAGCCUCUUGUUACUGUUGACUACAUAUACUUUGCACUAUAGUCUUAGUCUUGAAUUAAUAUUGAACACAUGAAGCUGCUACUAGCUGUCUCAUCACACAACAGUGAGAUCAAAGAGCCCAUUUGCCAAACAGUCAUUGUAUUCUCAAUGUACAUGCGCAUUCAUGUAAGUUUGUGGUAUCAGGCAAAGUUUGUAUUUGUACAGCUUCUUUACGAGAUGAAAAAAAGGACUACUGGAGCAGGAUGCUUUCCUAAACUAAAAGAAGAAAUAUUCAUUUGUUGUCAGCAUCAGAUUAGGUACACAGCAUAAUGUCCACUGUUUACUGUUUAUCUUGUUUUGGUCAUGAAUACAACAUCCUCUAAUCUUGAGUGUAAGAUGAAGGAUGUUAAUAUACAUGUAACAAGUCGAAAUCUGUUGGGACUUUGUUGAGCUCUGUGAUGUUAUGAAAAGAUGAAGCAUCCAAUUAAAAUGUUGCCUGAA